AUGAAGGCAGAAUCAGUAGAGGUACCAGGGUACACCACCCUGCCGGUACAACUUCCCGCCACAUCUUUGACUCCGGAACCCGCCACACACUACCUCUACAUCCGCCCUCACGAACCCCGAAUUCCAGACCCAGAUUCCACCCGCUCUCUCUUCAUAGUCAAUGUUCCGAUAGACACCACGGAACUGCACCUGCGCCACCUUUUCGGUACUCAACUCUCUGCCGGCCGAGUUGAGCGUGUUCAGUUUGAAGAUGUCCCCACCAAAAAGCGCACUGCUGUAACAAGCACGGAAACAAACACCUCAAAAAAGAAGCGCAAGCGCGUAACAGCAGACGACUUCGAACAACACCUCGAUGCAAUCUCCCUUCCCUCGACCUGGGAUCGCAAACUCCAGAAGAGUGGCGCCCACGCCAUUGUCAUUUUCGCCGACAGACCCAGCAUGGAAAGCAGUCUGAAAGCCAGCACCAAAGCCGCCAAGCGCGGUACUUCUAUUACCUGGGGCGAGAACCUUCCUUCCGACCGAAUUCCCGCACUAGGAUUGAGCCGGUAUGCCGCCCACGAGCGAUUGCAGUACCCGGAGCGGGCAACUCUUCUCCGUGCCGUCAAUGAGUUCAUGACUACAUUCUCUGCUGUUUCAGAGGCGCGCAAGCGCGAGGACCACAAGCGCUUUGCCGUUCCCGACGAAGAUGGUUUCGUUACUGUGCAGCAUGGUCCUAAGCUUAACUCUGUUGCGAGGGAGGAUGAGAUGCGCGAACUUCUUGAAAAGCAGAAGAAGAAGGGUGAGGGUCUUGAGGACUUCUACCGAUUCCAGUCUAGGGAGAAGAGGAAGGAGAGACAGAACCGUCUUAUCAAACGGUUCGAUGAGGAUAAGAAGAAGUUGGCUGAUAUCAAGGCUCGCCGGGGCAAGAUUCGGGUUUGUACCUUUCUAUCCGCUCAGUGA
Molecule: messenger RNA, 939 nt
Organism: Penicillium salamii
Lineage: Eukaryota; Fungi; Ascomycota; Eurotiomycetes; Eurotiales; Aspergillaceae
Source: the annotation of a GenBank genome assembly